Messenger RNA from Seminavis robusta, 312 nucleotides. The record is from the annotation of a GenBank genome assembly. Lineage: Eukaryota; Bacillariophyta; Bacillariophyceae; Naviculales; Naviculaceae.
AUGGAACAGAAAGAAGAGCAAGUCACACAGCAUAGUCACUGUGUGCUGCCCCUUCUGUCACUUACAGCUCACCACCCCGACCAACCUCCCACUUGGAGUGUUGCGGAUGAGUUCUCUCAGCAGAAUGCUACAAACCAGUCCUUUUGUGGACCAUCUUGCUCCACACCUACAGCGGUGUCAAAGCAAAGAGUCAUGUGGUACACCUAUCAGAACCAGGGAGGCUCUGGGUGCCCAUGGCAUGUUGAUUUGCAAAGCAGCUUCCCUCUAUUGUCAUUGUCAUCAUCAAAAGUCAAUCAUGUUGUCAUUGUGUAG